This is a messenger RNA of Strongylocentrotus purpuratus (purple sea urchin), 994 nucleotides long. Its product is annotated as calmodulin-alpha-like. The record is from RefSeq and is a predicted model, not a curated record. The transcript has 6 exons. Gene Ontology annotation, molecular function: calcium ion binding; enzyme regulator activity. Lineage: Eukaryota; Metazoa; Echinodermata; Echinoidea; Camarodonta; Strongylocentrotidae. The coding region runs from base 185 to 829 and encodes 214 amino acids.
UAGAGUCUUCCCUUUUCAUCUACCGGUACACGUUUGCAUUCUUCUGUUGUGAUGUUAUAUUCAAAUCCAGAGAAGCAAUAGAGCAGUUGACAUGUGCUAGUGAGUGGGUCAAAGGCUUCAUUUGUAGCGCAUGACAAAGCAACCACCUCUUGGUCGUUUUCAAUGAAGUUAAAGUAUUCUGCAAAUGGAGGAAUACCAGUCUGUAUCGCGAAUUUAUAAUCAACUGAUUUGCACAAAUCAAGAUAGUUUCCACACACGUCGAUUCCGUUACAAUACGCACAGUUUAUAUUCUGGUAAAUGGUCCCAUUAUGUUCUACAGGUGCAAGAUAAGAUGGACAUUUCAUAUGUUCUAUGGAACAUGAGGUCACAUCGACGAGAAAACAAGGCCGAGGCUAAUCAACUCACUGAAAAGCAAAUUGCAGAUUUCAAGCAGACUUUCUUCCUUUUUGACAAGGAUGGUGAUGGCAAAAUCACAACCAAGGAAUUGGGUACUAUGAUGAAAUCACUUGGUGAGAACACUACUGAGGCUGGGCUUAAAGACAUGCUCAAAGAAGUGGAUGCUGAUGAAAAUGGAACGAUGGAAUGCCAAGAAUUCCUCACAAUGAUGGCAAUGAAAUUGAAGGAAAAUGAGGAAAUCACGAAUGAAUUCCGGAAAUUUGACAAGGACGGCAAUGGCUUCAUCGGUGCUGCAGAACUGAAAACCGUGAUGAAGAGUUUUGGAGUGCCGCUGACAGACAAAGAGGUCGCUAAAAUAUUCAAGGAAGCAGAUAAAAAUGGCGAUGGGAAAGUCAAUUAUGAAGAAUACAAAAAAUGGAUGGCGACCUCAUAAAAAGAAUUGGCGACAUAACUCUCUUCGGAAAACUGAGUGAUCAAGAGGGUGCGGUGCAAGUGCAGGUGCAGUGAGCAGUUGCAUGAUAAAGACUAAAAUAAGUCACGGUUUUGUUAUACUAAUUUAAAGAGAGGGGAGCAUAUGAUUGUAUUAUUUGUCGUUUAA